Pezoporus flaviventris is the source of this 3540-nucleotide messenger RNA. RefSeq names its product opioid related nociceptin receptor 1 (gene OPRL1). Gene Ontology annotation, molecular function: neuropeptide binding; nociceptin receptor activity. The transcript is spliced from 4 exons. Lineage: Eukaryota; Metazoa; Chordata; Aves; Psittaciformes; Psittacidae. Gene Ontology annotation, cellular component: membrane; neuron projection. The record is from RefSeq and is a predicted model, not a curated record. Gene Ontology annotation, biological process: neuropeptide signaling pathway; sensory perception of pain. The coding region runs from base 108 to 1214 and encodes 368 amino acids.
CCACCGCCGUUAUCCCCAUCCUUGCUGCCGGCGCUGCCUGGAUGCGGCGUUAAACCGGAGACCCUCACCCAGCGCUGCAGGUCCUUGGCACAAGCUGAUGCUUCAGGAUGGACCCGCUCUUCCCUGCCCACAUUUUGGAAGACCCUGACCUGAGAAAGCUGCUGAAUGACUCCUCUAUGCUGAACCUCAGCUUUCUGCCCAGUAACUGGUUCAACAACGGCACGGGGGACAGCUUCCUGCCACUGAGCAUCAAGAUCACCAUUGUGGUUGUCUACUCCAUUGUGUGCAUCGUGGGGCUGGUGGGCAACUGCUCCGUCAUGUAUGUGAUCAUCAGAUUCACCAAGAUGAAGACAGCAACCAACAUUUACAUCUUUAACCUUGCUCUGGCAGAUACCUUGUGUCUGAUGACCUUACCCUUCCAGGGUACGGACACAUUCCUGGGCUUCUGGCCCUUUGGCAAUGUCCUCUGCAAGAUUGCCAUCUCUAUAGACUACUACAACAUGUUCACAAGCACCUUCACGCUAACGAUGAUGAGCGUGGACCGCUACAUUGCCAUCUGCCACCCUAUCAAAGCACUGGACAUCCGCACUCCCCACAAGGCCAAAGUGGUCAAUGUCUGCAUCUGGGCACUGGCUUCCGUCUUUGGCAUCCCAGCCAUGGUGAUGGGAUCUGCAGAGAAUGAAAACAAUGAAAUCGAUUGUCUGAUUAAGCUCCCUUCACCCGUGGAUUACUGGGAUCCAGUGUUUGGCAUCUGUGUCUUUCUCUUCUCCUUUAUGAUCCCCGUGUUGAUCAUCACCAUUUGCUACAGUCUCAUGAUCAGACGACUCAAGAACGUCCGUGUCCUUUCAGGCUCCAAGGAGAAGGACCGCAACCUGAGGCGCAUCACCCGCAUGGUCCUGGUGGUGGUGGCGGUCUUCAUCAUUUGCUGGACUCCCAUCCAGAUCUUUGUGCUGGUCCAAUGCUUGGGUGCCAAAGCAGAAAGCGAGCUUGAGCUGGCCAUCUCCUGCUUCUGCACUGCACUAGGGUAUGCCAACAGCAGCCUGAACCCCGUGCUCUAUGCCUUUCUAGAUGAGAACUUCAAGGCGUGCUUCAAGAAGUUCUGCUUCCCCACCGCCUUCAGGACGGAGCUCCAGAUGUCCAACAGGAUGUGCAGCAUCGCCAAGGAUGUGGCUUACGCCUGCAAGAACUCAGAGGGAACUAACAAUCCGGCCUGACUAGGCAUGGAAAUUCCCAUGGUGGCUGUCGCCCAGCAGAGUCCAACCACCCCCACGUCAGAGCUGACUCAGAUAACAGCUCUUUAGCAGGACCUCCAGAACCGAGAGGAAACGAUGCUGGGGGUUGGGAAAACCGGAAUCUGCAGGAGCAGGUGGAAAAAAGCCCAAUUGAUGCAUUUUUAAUUCCUGUGCUCCCUGCACUAAGGGACGUGUUUGAAAUCAGCCCUUUGAUUGCUGCGAAACCCCGGUGGUUUUGCGGCAUCGUUGAGAAUUGGGGAAUGAAGUGUUUAAACCAGGCAUUGCUCCUGGGACUUACACUUUUGCUGCUGGGAGACAGGCAAAAUACAAACUAUUCCAUUUCUCUCUUCCUCCCUGAGUUAAGAUGCAAACAGCUCAUGUGGCUCACCAGGCACUUCAUUCUUGUAGCGUUGCUCCGAAAUUAGACUUCGCUGAAGCCAAAGUGGGCAGCAGCCAUCAGACAAACCCCAGGAUCAGCUCCAGGAUGAGUCAUCGCCAAAGGAAGGAUGCGGGGAGGGAGAGGAGGGAGCUGAUGGAACAGGGAUUCAAACUGCCCUGUGGCUGGGAGCCUGGGGAGGACAACGCCAGCUCCUGCAGAUGGGGUCUGCAGUAGAACCCACUGCCUCCAGUGCAUUGGUGGUGAGAAGGGGCUGUCAAAACUGGUGAGCGUGGAUCAGAAGAGGAGGAAGACAAGACACAAAAUGAACACAAAUCCUUAUUUACAUGCUGCUAUCACUUUUUAACCCUGUAUUUCCAUUGUAAUAACGGACAGAAUGUUUGUAUAUACGCAUCUCUAGUGCCGUAGGUACAGCUGUAUCGUAGGGUUUCAUCCUGCCAAGCAUGCCUUGGGGUUCUUCCUCAGGGAGAGGAGGAAGGAACAAAGUGGCCUAUAUAUACAUGUAUUUAUGUACAGGGGAUGACCAUUUUGGAGAAGUCUGAAGGGCAACUCCUGCAGAAGAUACAGACAUUUCUGAUCGGAGGGGCAGCCUAAACCCAUCCCGUGUGCUCCACACGAGAUAAGUGAUGCCCGAACUAAACAAAAGGUGGGGGUUUAUUGGUUCUUAUUUAUUUGAUAGAAUGAGAUCCAGGAUGCUGAGAGGACAUGGGAGAAGCUGCUGAGGCACCACCCUCCUGCCAACCACAGAUUGAUUUUUCCUCUCCCAGUUGGCCAGAGCUUCGUGGAAAAUGAAAUGCUCCAUCAUUUCAUUUGAUAAUGGAAGCAUUCCCACUGGGUGCCCGCCGUGCUGGUGGGGACAGCAGACCUGUGUUCUCCCUGUAGCACAUCACCCCAGGGCAACCUGGGCAGUGAUGCUGCUGGGGAAGCAAAGCAAUGAUCUCCAUUUGGGGAUAGGAGGUCAACUCCAACGCGAGAACCGGCAGCGUCGACCGGGUUGUACAGAUUUCAUGUGAAUCUAUUUAUUGUGCUCUGGUCUAUGAGAUCCUGUAUUUUUAAUGUAUUGGUUUGCCAAUAUUUUAAUGCUGUCAUGUUGUUUAUAUAUGCUGUACAAAAGAAUCUGAUGUUCUAUUUCUAUGUAGGGUGUCUCCCUUAAUGGCUGGGCUUAAAAUAUAGAUGCAAUUCCAGUGUCUUGCGUGUAGGACCCAGAUCCCUUGUAAACAGCUGGAGCUGGGAGGAAUUUGAUGCUGAAUCUUGAGGGAUCCCAGAGCAAACUUUGCAGUUAGCACUUGGCUUGAUUAAUAUAGGAGGAGGAAGGAAAGCUGGGCACUUGAAGCACUUUGCAAUGGAUGUUUAUCCCCCAGGAAAUCUCACACAACCCUCAAGCAUGCGAAGAACAACUCACUGGGCUUUGCUUGCAGUGCCAUUAGGGAGCAGGAGAGUGUUUGUCAGUGGCUGGGUAAGGAGCAGCCACCCUCCCUUUGUGGUUCUUGGGUUUUUAAAUAGAUUUAUGUCCUAUGGAAAGAAAAUAUCUCUAUAUACCAGUGCUUGGCAUUUUUUUUACUCCAGAUUUUGUUAUAAUGACGAUGCUGCAGCGAUCUCACAUAAGCAAGUACUCAAUAAAUGUGCAUUUACUGAGCUUUUGGGUAAUUCCGUGGCCCUUGCAGUGGAUGUGUGUAGGCAUUCUGUUUCAAUGCUCAGUGGAGUUUGUUAUAUGAAGAGCAAGAAAAACCUGAAAGCAAAAGCUUUAUUGUACUGUGCCUCUGGAGUUAAAGGCUUGCGAUGGGCUGAAGCGCAGGCUCUUUAAUUCUCUUCUGCCCUGGUUGUGUUGGUAUGAUUUCCCAGUUACCGCGGUGUCAAUGACAAUUUCCUAGGUGGCUACCUGUGUGCUUUAAUAAAGGAGAAUAAAACCUC